Molecule: messenger RNA, 801 nt
Organism: Plasmodium malariae
Lineage: Eukaryota; Apicomplexa; Aconoidasida; Haemosporida; Plasmodiidae
Product: SF-assemblin, putative
Exons: 2
Coding region: 1-801 (266 amino acids)
Molecular function (GO): structural constituent of cytoskeleton
Source: RefSeq, a predicted model, not a curated record
AUGAUUGACAAUUGCGAAAGCUCCACGACGUCUGAAGGGAAUUUGACGUAUGACUUAAAUAUGAGCAGAAAUAAAAUUCCUGACAUGUCAUAUUUAAAUGAGUCGACUUUUUUGGACGAACGGCUAAAUAAAAAAAUAGAGGGAGAGAAUUAUUACCAAGAAAUAAAAUAUGAUAUAUUAAGAAUUGAAAGGAAUAUAAAUAUUGAAGUAAAAAAACGAAUUGAAGCAAAUAAAAAUAUCCAGCAGUUAAUUGAACAUACUGCAAAUGAUAUGAUAAAUAAUGUUUUAAAUAAAAUAACUGCAAAAAUUGAAAAAAUUUCUUUAGAUUUGGACAAAAUUAUAAAAAAAUGUGAAGAAUUAGAAAAAGUUAUUGGACAAAUAAAAGUAGAAUUACCUACAAAAAUUCAAACAGAAAUGAUAAGCUUAAAAAGAGAAAUAUCUGACUUUCAAAUUGUAAUUAAUAAAUAUAUAAAUAAUAAAAAAAAGAGAGAUAAUAUAUUAUUCGGUAAAAUAGAAAACAUUAAUGCGUACAUAAAUAGUAAAAUUCAAAGUGAAAUUUCCUUUAAGCAAGAAGAUUUAAUUAUGCUCAAAAAUGAAAGUGACAAAUUAUUGCACUAUGAUUUUGAUGAAGAUAUGAACUUCAAAAAUGUUUUUGUCGAAGAUAUUGAAGAGAUAAAGGAUGCGCUUGCUUUAACCAUAAAGGCGAGAGAACAGUCGGACGAUGAUAUCAUACAAGCCAUGAACAAAUACACUAGUGUUCUGCAAAAAGCAUUACAGUCCGUUAUUACAAACAGCCACUGA